AUGAAGCUCACGUGCUCUCUUCGGUGCCCUCGACCUUUCUCUAUUCCUUCUGUUAUUCCCUUCCUCUUCUUCCCUUCCAUGGACGUUGCUGAUCUUUUCCCGGAAGCAGUCUUACAGAAAUCAACUGAGCCAAACUGUAAAAGCAAACCUCAGGAGCAAGUUAAAUCUAAAUCAUUUGCUGCAGUUCUCUCUGAAAAUGUUUGCGACAUUCCAUUAAGUCAACUUCCGAUCCCUUGUCUCAAAGGAGAUCGUCUUGCUAUAGCUAUUCCUGAAGAUGAAUACAAGCUGGGAGUGGAAGCUUGCAAGCACCACCUUCAUGGCAGAAUCAUUUGGGCGAAAGGUUCUACUCCGAUGACGGUGUCAGCUCUGAGAACGAAACUUUUGGAGAUGUGGACUGCUAUUGGUAAAUGGGGCAUUACAUCUUUUGGGAAAGGGUUUUUUGAAUUUGCUUUCUCCUCCCUUGAGGACAUUCAAAGAGUCAGAUUGGUUAGUGCCUGGACUUUACCUAAUGGAGUUUUGAAAUUGUUUCCUUGGACUAAGGAUUUUGUGCCUUCAACAUUGAAGCAAACAUCUGCUCAGGUUUGGAUUAGAAUACACGGGCUUUCACAAGAGUACCGGAGACCUAAAAUCCUAUUUGCCAUUGCCAGUAGCAUAGGUACGCCAAUAUGCAUUGACUCUGCUUCUAGCAAGUCUGCAUUUGAGAGACAUUUUGGGCAUUUUGUAAGAGUCUUAGUUGAUUUGGAUUUAACCAAAGAAUGCAUUGAUAAAAUCCUUGUGGAAAGAGUGGGAUUUUCUUUUUUUGUUGAUAUUGAGUAUGAAAAAGUUCCAGAGUUUUGCUCAUAUUGUUUGUGCAUAGGGCAUAAUGUUUCUACUUGCAAACGCAUGGAUUCCGCUAAAGCUACGGAGCAAACCAAACAGAAAAAACAGGAUGUCAAAGGGAAGAAUGUGAUAGAUGUAGUAGGAACAAUUGAGACUCCGGUGGUUUUGGCUGCUGAAGUUCCUAAUAAGGAAAAUAAUUCUAGUCAGAAUGUUUUUGAGGGAGAGACCUCAACUCAUUUGAAGGACUUGAUUGGAGAAGCCUCGAAUCAGGCUAACUUAGAAAAGGCAAUAAUUGUGAUAGUGAUGGACACUCGGAUAGUGAAUACAUUGAUGCCACCUUUGUGGUUGAUACAGUUCCUAAAACACAGAUAG
Molecule: messenger RNA, 1191 nt
Organism: Vicia villosa (hairy vetch)
Lineage: Eukaryota; Viridiplantae; Streptophyta; Magnoliopsida; Fabales; Fabaceae
Exons: 1
Coding region: 1-1191 (396 amino acids)
Source: RefSeq, a predicted model, not a curated record